Molecule: messenger RNA, 2532 nt
Organism: Trichomycterus rosablanca
Lineage: Eukaryota; Metazoa; Chordata; Actinopteri; Siluriformes; Trichomycteridae
Gene: ccdc106a
Product: coiled-coil domain containing 106a
Exons: 9
Coding region: 258-1442 (394 amino acids)
Cellular component (GO): nucleoplasm
Source: RefSeq, a predicted model, not a curated record
UUAUAACCGCGUUUAUAAGCAGGUUUAGCACCACGGGACGGUUUGUGCAUGUUUAUUUCCUUUUCUGAUGCCAAAAUAACGGAAUCGUGCAGCCACCUAGCUUUAGCGAGCUAGCUAAUACAUAACAGUUAUAGGCUCAUUGAUUCUGAUGGAACCGCUGUUAGCCAGCCAGCUGCUGCAUGCAUGAGCCUCUUAAUAAACUGAAAACAGCGUGGAAAUACAACAACUGAAGCUCAUCGGAUCAAGCGCACAGAACUAUGAACAAUGCAGAAACAUCUACUAGAAAGCACGCAGGUUCACAAGAUCUACAAACCCCCAAAAACGAGGACGCUUAUGAGAUUUCCAUUCCCUUCGAGGAGAACAACUUUGACCACCAAGUCUUUUACAACCACACCGAUCAGAACUUCGACGGUAAUGAUCCUCCAGCGCCGGCCAGCUCGUAUCUGCUGAUCACGAACCUGCGCACACAGCUGCAGAUCUCUCUGGAGAAGAACUCCUGGCUCCAGAAACGCAUCGAGGACCUGGAGGAGGAGAGGGACUUCCUACGCUGUCAGCUCGACCGCUUCAUCUUCUCCACCAAGAGUCAGGAGAACAACGGUAAUGAUUCUCGCAGUUUCUCAUGGCGAAGGCGGCGAGAGAGCGACCAAGAUCCGCCGGCCGAGCUUCAGCAUCCAGCGAGCCGCCAGCCGUUCCCACAGAGACCCGCCAAGCAGCCCCCGGCCAACGCCGCCGCCAAGGUCCUGAGCGCCGCUGCCGGUCCAAUCGGUGCUCAGAUGGGUCCCCUGUUCGGCCCCGCCCACUCCCAGCCCCGCCUCCACGGCCACGCCGGUGGGAGUGGCAGCAGCGCUACGAACAACAGGGCCGUCAACAACAACAGAAGCGUGAACAGUCUGCCGGAGUCUCUUUCACUUCUGGGAGAGGAGGAGGAGGAGGAAUAUUUAGAGGACAGCUACCUGGAGGAGGAGGAGGAGGAGGAAAUGAUGCCGGGAGAGAUGGUACCCGAAAACAUGGGUCUGCGGAACAUGGCGGCUUCUGGAAGGAGCGCUGGGGGGCAUCCUGGUCUGAAGAGGAGGCGAGUGUUUAGGAUAGCACGAGGGCGAGAGAGACAAAGAGUGAAAGACGCCGCCGGCGUGCUGUUCCGCUAUAAGAAGAUCCUGGUGACGUACCAGCGGCUGAAGAACAUGUCCAAGGCCUUCCAGAUCCACGGUGUGGACCGCAACACGGUAGCCUCCACCACGCCUAUCGCAGAGCUGCUACUGGUGGCUCCGGAGAAGCUGGCCGAGGUGGGCGAGUUCGACCCGUCUAAGGAGAAGCUGCUGGACUACGCACGGCGGUGCUUCAUCGUCAUGGACCCCCAGAACCGCAGCAAAGUGCAGGCGCUGAAGAAAAACAACCUGCUGCUGCCCAUCUCUUACAGGUUAAAAGGAGCCGAUGGAGUCUAACGGACCGGAAGUGAUUUUUUUUCACCGUAUGUUGAAGUUCUAUAGAACACGCCUCCAUCCACCACAUCGACCUCCAUCGUGCUGUUCAGAUCAGGUGCAGUCUGGAUCGAGCCCCGCUGUUCUGGGGUGUUCUGUUACCUCUGUGUGUCACCGUACACACACACACACACACACACCAUGAUCACAUUAUUAUCCGACAUUCGUGUUUUCUGACUGUACACCACUUUUUAUAUGACGUCACAUUAAGGUGAAAUCAUUUUACUCACCUUUACCCCUAACAUGAAACCUGUGCUCCGUCCAUACACAAAACCAAACCUCCCAGCACCGACAUGAGACUCAAACAAUUCAGACGUCUGCCAGUCACGACAUCUCCAGUCAUGAAAGCGAGACCUAGGACACAUUCACAUAAGAAUUAGUGGCGCCUGCCAUGGUGCUCAAAGUUCACCUGAAAGUUCAACUUGAACGAACAACGCUUAAUCCCUAGUUCACACUACACGAUUUCUGCCCUGAUUUUCGCUCGCCGACAGGUCGGAGGCACAUCGGUGUUCUCUCGGGGUGUGUACUGUUCAACACUCGCAGACUUAAGAAAGAUAUCUAGCGUGCUAAAUAUCUGAAUCUGUCGCCGACUCACCAAAUCAUGUAGAGUGAAAGGUCUUGCGAUUGAUCAGGUUGUGAUUGUUGUUGUGAACGCAAGAUACAGAAGGGAAACCCGGGGGGAGGAGGAGUGUAAAUGUAAAUAUGUGGAACGGGGCAGAAUAUAGUGUCUAUCAGAAUACAUCAGCACACACACAAGCUUUACAGUAUCUGUGACCUUAUCGUCCACGCCAAACCAUCAUACCAACGCUGCAUUGCAAACAAUAUUUAUUAACCUCCAGCUCACUACAGAACGGACGAUCCCUGCUGGUUGCUGGUAGCCAAAUCCACUCCUUCACCCAGAUCGCUCGCUUUAUUCUGGACGUGCAUUUUUGGACGUGGUAUCAUUAAACCCCUCGUCACUUCUCGCGUGUUUUCGUGACUUAACGUAGUUUGGGAGAUCAGACAGACUCGUCUGAGAUUCCUCCCGACUUAAAACACUCCUGAUUACAAGAGA